GAGAUGUCUUCGUGCUCGCUUCUCCAGUCUAGUACCUAUAAUCAUCGUUUCAGUAUGGCAUCAUCUCAAGAUCAGUUCACGUCCGCGAUGAAAGUCGCCGGCGAAUACAUGAACAAGGCCGGUCACGAAUCCUCCAAGUAUAUAAACAGAGCGCGUCAGCUGGCCGAGGAAGAGAUCAACAACCUGCCUAAGACUGGUUUGGGAGACCUCUCAGAGGAACUAGCACAGCAGCACAUCGUCAAGAAGCAAUCCGAAAACUUGCUUAAAACGGUCGAGAAACUCGCCGAUCCCGAGCCUGGACUAGUUAUGCCGGAUGUUAAGCCCACCAUCGCCAGCGUCACAAAGAUGAUCUCUGCAUUCAACAUCCCUGGAGUGCCCAAGAAUACCGCUCCCCCUCCUGAGCCUGUAGCACCGCCCAAGCCUACUUCUAGAAUGCACAAGGUUGGAGAUGCAUUCCUAAACGCCUCCGCUGAGUAUGGCUCACUCUCCAACUUCGCAACUGUGUUAAAGUCAAUCGGGACUGCCGAAACUGAGAUUGGUGUGGCCUCUCUCGCAUUCAAACAGCAAGUCAAUGACGACUUCAUCCAACCGUGGUCCAAUGUGCUCAAUACGGAUAUGAAGGAUCUGGCUGCUAAAGAGAACGAUCUCAACUAUGCGCGUCUGGACCUAGAUAGUGCCAAGCGACGCCAUCGCAACGCUAGUGAUCCCACGAAGUUAGCUGAGGCAGAGGCCGAUCUCAGACGUGCACAAAUCGAGUUUGAUCGACACUACGAUUCGCUGCAAUCCGCACUUGAGAGGCUGGACCGCGUGCAGAUGGAACAGACCAUCAUGUUGAGACAAGCCAUCGAGCACCAGCUCGCAUACCACAACAAGGCCGGCCUCGUGCUGGAGGCUCUGCUCGCCAACAUGCCCACACCCGAGGACGUGGAGAUGGACAAUGUUAGAACACACCCCAACAACGCACAGAUGCAGAUGCCUGAGUAGAGGAACGUGGCACGUGCAUGUGUAUACAUACGUGUACGUAUGCAUAUCCACACGCACAUAUGAGUACAAACAAACACGCACACACACGCGCACUUGCGCACUUGCGCACGUGAAACGCGAGCCUGGAGGAGAGCUGACUAUUCUCGAGACCGGCUGCCUGGGGUCAAAUUGAUUCCGAAUAAAAAAAUCAGUAUUAAACACUGAUGAACAUUGAGGAGUAACUUUGAGUACUGUUUCAUAUUGAGGAUAUAAAUUAAAAAAGCACCGAUGAACAACGAGGAUUGUUACUUUAUCUGUACUGAUUUACACUUAUAUAUAUUUAUAUAUAUAUACAAAGCACGUUUGAGCCGCGAAGGUUCGGAUAUGACAUUCGGAGCAGUUGUGUGUA
Sphaeroforma arctica JP610 is the source of this 1372-nucleotide messenger RNA. RefSeq lists its product as hypothetical. The coding region runs from base 4 to 984 and encodes 326 amino acids. Gene Ontology annotation, molecular function: protein binding. Lineage: Eukaryota; Ichthyosporea; Ichthyophonida. Gene Ontology annotation, cellular component: cytoplasm. The record is from RefSeq and is a predicted model, not a curated record. The transcript is spliced from 8 exons.